UCCCGUUUCAGGCAUUCCUUAUUUUGUCAUUGUAAUUGUUUACUCAGUCCGAUACCGCAAUUUCAAUCUCUCGCUAUGCCAUGCGCCAUGGAAGAACCCCCAUUUCUUCAUUCUCUUCUCCUCUCCUCAAAAACCCAUCAAUCCAAUUGGGCAACAUCCUCCUUAUCGCCUCUCUCACCAAAACCCUAUUGGAAUCUGGAACCCGAAACCUCGAUCCGAACUCCAUCCCCCUUUCCGAGCCACUGGUCCUCCAAAUCCUCCGCAAAAAUUCCCUCGAGCCUUCUAAGAAGCUCGACUUCUUUAACUGGUGUCGCUCUUUUAAACCAAACUUCAAACACUCGGCCGUCACUUACUCCCACAUAUUCCGGACCCUUUGUCGAUCUGGGUUCGUCGAGGAAGUCCCUAAUUUGCUGUUUUUGAUGAAGGAAGAUGGUGUUCUUGUUGAUUCUAGUACCUUUAAGUUAUUGCUUGAUGCUUUUAUUCGGUCCGGUAAGUUUGAUACUGCCCUUGAAAUUCUUGAUUAUAUGGAAGAAUCGGGUGCUUGCUUGAAUGCUAGUGUUUAUGAUUCGGUUCUCGUGGCUUUAGCUAGAAAAGGCCAAGUGGGUUUGGCUUUAUCUAUGUUCUGUAAGCUUUUAGAAGCUUGUAAUGGCAAUGAUAAUGGGAAUUCUGUUGUUAGUUCGCUUCCUGGAUCCGUUGCAAUCAACGAGUUGCUUGUUGCUCUCAAAAAAGCUGAUAUGAGAGCAGAAUUCAAACAAAUUUUUGAUAAAUUGAGAGAAAAAAAGGAUUUUGAAUUAGAUACAUGUGGUUAUAAUAUAUGCAUUCAUACCUUUGGGUGUUGGGGUGAUCUGGGUGCUUCUUUGAGCCUCUUUAAAGAGAUGAAACAAAAGGAAAAGAGUUCCAGUUCCUGUUCGUUCGGUCCUGAUUUGUGUACCUAUAACAGUCUCAUACACAUACUUUGCUCGGUUGGCAAGGUGAAAGAUGCUUUAAUUGUGUGGGAGGAGUUAAAAGUGUCUGGCCAUGAGCCUGAUGUGUUUACAUAUAGAAUUCUUACUCAAGGGUGCUCGAAAUCAUACAAAAUUAAUGAUGCAAUGAAAAUAUUUAGUGAGAUGCAGUAUAAUGGGUUUGCUCCAGACACCGUUGUGUAUAAUUCUCUUCUGAAUGGAUUGUUCAAGGCCAGGAAGUUGAUGGAAGCAUGUCAGUUAUUUGAGAAAAUGGUUCAGGAUGGUGUAAGGGCCUCGUGUUGGACUUACAAUAUUAUUAUAGAUGGGUUAUUUAGGAAUGGCAGGGCUGAAGCUGCUUACACUCUGUUUUGUGAUUUGAAGAAGAAGGGGCAAUUUGUGGAUGGUGUCACUUACAGCAUAGUUGUGUUGCAACUUUGUAGAGAAGGUCAGCUUGAAGAGGCACUACAAUUGGUGGAAGAGAUGGAAGACAGAGGUUUUCUUGUUGAUUUAGUUACUAUAACAUCACUCUUGGUAGGAUUUUAUAAACAAGGUAGGUGGGAUUGGACGGAGAGGUUGAUGAAGCACAUUCGUGGUGGCAAUCUAGUACCCAAUGUUCUCAAGUGGAAGGCAAAUAUGGAGGCUUUAAUGAAAAAUCCACCUAAAAAUAGAAAGGAUUACACUCCUCUAUUCCCAUCCAGAGGAGAUUUUAUUGAGAUAAGGAGUUUUGCUGGCCAAGCAAUGGGCAAUAAUGUUGAUUCUGAAGAUUGUGAUGAGAAGGAUCAGGAGAUGCCAUUCAUUGAAACUGAUCAGUGGUCAUCAUCACCAUAUAUGGAUCAAUUAGCUAAUCAAGUAAAGUCAUCUGAACAUUCUUCACGGUUGUUUUCGCUGAGGAGGGGGCAAAGAGUUAAAGAAAAGGGGAUCGGUUCUUUUGAUGUUGAUAUGGUGAACACUUUCUUAUCUAUAUUUUUGGCCAAGGGAAAACUGAGCUUAGCCUGCAAGUUGUUCGAAGUAUUCACUGAUAUGGGUGUAGAUCCUGUUAGCUACACAUACAACUCGAUUAUGAGUUCAUUUGUGAAGAAGGGGUAUAUCAAUGAGGCAUGGGGUGUCCUGAAUGAAAUGGAUGAGAAAGUGUGCCCAACAGAUGUAGCAACCUACAAUCUGAUAAUUCAAGGCCUGGGGAAGGUGGGAAGAGCAGACAUUGCAAGUUCAAUUCUGGAGAAAUUAAUGAAGCAGGGUGGUUAUCUUGACAUAGUUAUGUAUAACACCCUGAUCAAUGCCCUGGGAAAGGCUGGUUACAUAAAUGAAGCAAGCAAACUUUUCGAACAGAUGAGGUCUAGUGGGAUAAACCCCGACGUCAUCACUUACAAUACACUUAUCGAAGUUCAUACCAAGGCUGGUCAAUUAAAGGAUGCAUACAGAUAUUUAAAAAUGAUGUUGGAUGCAGGAUGUUCUCCGAACCAUGUUACGGAUACCAUUUUGGAUAAUCUUGGAAAGGAAAUCGACAAACUGAGGCUGCAAAAGGCAUCAAUCGUGUGCACUAAUAACAACAACGGGGAUGAUUCCUAAAGAAAGGGAACCGAAAGGAUAUGGUAAUAGUUCAGGCAAUGGGAAGAUUCUGUUUCAUGGAAUUGUUGUAAGUUUGGAUUGAAGUUUUUCUUUUUCUCUUUCUUUUCUUAUGAAUAGAAAGGUUGUCUUUCAAGUACAA
Molecule: messenger RNA, 2646 nt
Organism: Gossypium raimondii (Peruvian cotton)
Lineage: Eukaryota; Viridiplantae; Streptophyta; Magnoliopsida; Malvales; Malvaceae
Product: pentatricopeptide repeat-containing protein At4g01570
Exons: 1
Coding region: 81-2507 (808 amino acids)
Molecular function (GO): protein binding
Source: RefSeq, a predicted model, not a curated record